This is a messenger RNA of Cylindrotheca closterium, 3552 nucleotides long. The record is from the annotation of a GenBank genome assembly. NCBI's taxonomy places the organism in Eukaryota, Bacillariophyta, Bacillariophyceae, Bacillariales, Bacillariaceae.
AUGAGGCAACAGAAAAGAUUGAAGAGCAAGCACCCUUGUGCUGGCAACGGCGAUAGAGCUCAAGAUAAUCAUAACAGAAACGAUGCUGAUGAAAUCUCACUAGACAGCCUUCCACCUGGUGUGCUCAACCAGUAUGUACUAGACGAAGACGAUGAAUGGUCGUACAAUGAUGGUGAUGAUGGUAAUAAUGGUGAUGCGAAUGACGAUGAACCAUCGAUGAGUGAGCAGCCAAACGAAGACACAACAGAAAGCAGUACCAGAACUGAUCAACCUGGACACGAAAGUACCUGUCUAGACAUUAACUUAUUCAAGCUCCCAUGCCUACAAGAGGCCAACCUUGAAUCACCAAAGACCCCAUUUGAUGUUCUGGCGGGAAGCUUGAUUGCUCUCAACAAAUCCUUGUCGUCGCGUCACUGGUUUCAGUUGUUCCACCGUGAAAUGGAAGAAAGCAAGGUUCAUGAAAGCAUCGGAACAUUCCAUGAAAUACUGGGAUUGGACCAGAAAGAGUGUUUGGAUGUUCUCGUUGCUUCCGGACUUGUGGCACCUAACAAGAACGGUAAAAUGCAAACAAAGAAGAAGAUAUUCGGGAUGCUUAAAAUUUUUGCUGAUGGCUUUGACUUCAAGAUCAACACCACAAUCCAAGGCUCCACGCACUCAUUCGUCUUGAUUGGUCCACCAGAAGCAAAGAUGCCGUCCCUUAGUGAACAACUGGGCACAGAGAAGGGCAUACCAUCUUUUGACCAGUCAAACAUUGCCGUCAUCCGAGAUAGCUUCAAGCAGUACUAUGACUCCGAUGAGAUUCCAAAGCAAUACGCAAGAAGCACGGCACCAGAAGAAGAUGCGGAAAAUCAUUUGAGUGAAACCGACCAAACCAAGCCAAGGGGGAUCCUCUAUAACAGCCCGAGCCUGGGAAAGAAGAAGAAAAAUAAGAACAACAGACGAAUGAGAACCACACUCUUGAUUGACGGGGAGCGGGUACCAUGCCCAAACAACUACAAACUCGUUUCCAAGCAGAAAUUGAAUCAUUACAAGCGGACAGAGAAACUGUACGAAGCGAUCCGGAAGGCAAGCAAGAGGAAAAUCUGCGUCUUGGAUGAGCAAAUGAAGUUCUUUCUCGGAGCAGUUGUUGGUCUGUGUGUUCAGGUCCCUGGUGUUGCUUUUGAGCAAAUCUUUUUUUCGGCUGCAAUUAUUUUUGCAACCAUCCUCAAGCUUGUUGACUUCGAAGAUCAGGAAGCAUCUACUAUGAGCCACCUUCAGAUCUUCAAAAUGAUGCCAUCUCGAACCACAGGCAACAGAUAUGCGCAAAGAGCAGCAGCACACAAUGUCAUCCGUCAAGGCGCCCGAAUGAUGCAAGCCAAAGCGCUUUUCCUUGGAGCAGACAAAGGCGGCGGUAGUUUGAUAAAGAAAAUCUGCUAUUACUCUGAAGAAGAUGGGAUAAUUGACACAAUCGACCUUGAUUUCGAUGGUUCUGGAGAGGACGCGGUAGCAUGUGCAGAUGCUGUCUAUCAUUCGAUGUCAAGGUAUGUCUUUGGUGAUGAUAAGCAUAUCCAACUGAAUAACAUCAUCAAAGGUGGAGGAAGCGAUAGCGGCGGUGGAUUCACAAACGCGAAGAUGAAGGAACAGCUGGUGAGAGUUUGUUUGGCUAGCAAUGCUGAAUACAUCCACUGUCCAUGCACCUCUCACAAUGACCAGACCAAUCUUCGAACUGCAAUUGAAAAUAUCUUUGGUCAAGGCGGGCUUGAAAGACGCAAUGUUAUGCAACUACUCCAUGCCUAUGCUUACUUUCAAAGAGAAUUUUCUGACAAAGACGAAUACUUUGAUCUUCUCAAAGCUUCAUACCAUGGGAAAUUUCCCGACAAGAAAGCGGUGCCAAAGGAUUUGCUUCGAUUGAUGCAGGAACCCAUUUUGACGAGGUGGAAGACAGUUGGAGAAGCUGCAAGGUACAUUCACAAGUAUCUCGAUGUCCUUGUCUACUUUGUCAGCGCCAUUUGCAAUGUGGAAAAAACCGACUCGAAGAAGAAUAAGUGUGGCAGUAAUUUUCUUUCCUUGGCAAAAGAGCCAGUGAUCAAGGGUGAUUUGGCAUUUUUGUUCGAUUUUGACAAGAGCUUUUUUAACAAUCACAUGGAAUUCAAUCAUGCCCUGGACGAGAAUAUUGGACGAACCGGUUUCCUAGCUCACCAUCACCUGGUUCGCUACUUCUUAAAGACUAUCGAGUUGAAGGAGUUUAAACAGGAGGUGGAAAAAGGAGCACAGUACAUCGCUCAAUCCCCACAAACUGCAAAGCUUCCUUCCUUUUGGCAAGCAAUGAGGGACUGUGAAGGCUUGGACACCAAAUACCAGACUGAUCGUGCUAGAAAAUUCCUUAAGCUGUAUGAGAUAUCGCUUCACAAGCACAACCAACACUUUUGCAAUGAACUCUUGUUUCUUGGAUGCUUCAGUGAAAAACCAACAGCAACUAUUGUUGCAAAAUAUCUGAUGCUAGUGUGCGAUGAAGAUGGUCUUACUGCUCAAGAUUUAGUGGAAGGCCAAGAGGCUAAAUUGUUUAUGUCUUCUAUGCACCAUAAUAAAACAAUUGAUCUUGAGGCGUUUGCAAGGUUCUUGAUUGAAUAUGGAAAAUCGGAUUGUCUUGAUACAGUGCACUUUGAACGACUUCAUGAUAUCCUAUGUAAGAUAUCAAACGGCGCAGAUUUUUGGAACCCAACGACUGAGCAGGGUUGGGAUGAUCUAAUUUUUUAUAUGAACUUCUAUGCUCCGCUUCCUUCGACAAUGGAAGAGAUCGAACGGAGCGUGAAAACGGCAAGAUUGUGCAAGAGAACCGGCAAGAACGAACAAAAUGUGAGCUCGUAUGGUAUUGCUCGAGCUCCGCUUCUCACCAAGUGUGAUGAACCUAAUCUACUACUAAGUUCAUACGGGGACGCUAUGAGAGAACAGAGAGCGUCCGAAGCAUCUGCUGCAUCUGCCGAGGGGAAAGAGUCCAGAUAUAGUGGAGAGUACAAAGAGGAUCUGAGCCGUGGUCCUGCAAGAGUGGAAAAUGUAUUGAAACAUAGCCUCAAUAUUUACAAUUACGUGGAGGAACAGAAAAAACAAAACAAGGAAGGAUAUGAACAGAAACUUGAUAUCACACUGGCAAAUCUUGGCGAUAAGAGUGCGAAAGAAAGUGCAAGACGACAACGCGACUAUGCUGCAAACGUGGAGAAACAACAUGGAAAGAGUCUCAGUGGCUCGGCGCGACAGAGGCAGCAAGGGGUAGACAUAACUCCAUACAUGGCUGGCAGAGUCGUCUUCGCAAAGUGUCUGAAAGCCAAAAAUAUGAACGCAAUGGUAGUUGAGGCGGUCGCUCGAGAACUUCUCGAUGAAAGCGACAAGGCCGCAUACAAUGAAGGCAAACCUGUGUCUAUCACGUACACCAGUAUUAGGGCUCUGAUUGCCAAUGACGUUGUCAGAAGAUGGAAGGAGGAGCACAAGGACAAACCACUUAGUGAAGAAGACGAAAAAGAGCUUCGAAAAACAUUUCAGCCAAUAUCUGACGCAGAAUUUGUUCAGAAGGACUAG